Thecamonas trahens ATCC 50062 is the source of this 4235-nucleotide messenger RNA. Its product is annotated as elongator complex protein 1. The record is from RefSeq and is a predicted model, not a curated record. Gene Ontology annotation, cellular component: elongator holoenzyme complex; cytosol. The transcript is spliced from 2 exons. Gene Ontology annotation, biological process: tRNA wobble base 5-methoxycarbonylmethyl-2-thiouridinylation. Bases 1 to 4122 code for a protein of 1373 amino acids. Lineage: Eukaryota; Apusomonadida; Apusomonadidae. Gene Ontology annotation, molecular function: tRNA binding.
AUGUCGUGGGAGCAGGAGCAGGAGCAGGAGACGACGGCCGAGCCCAUGGUGGCGGUGACGACCGACGGCUGCCUCCUGGCCACCGAUCUCAAGUCGGGCGAGCAGAUUCAAUGGGCCAUGGUCACCGGCGAGGAGCUGAUGGAUGCGCCGCUUCUUCCGCAUUCGUUUGUUGCCAUGCAUGUGGCGGCUGAUGGCGAGUCGGUCUCUCUCGCCGCCGCUGAUGGCGUCGUCGUUGUCCACGAGCUGCAGGACAAUGUGACAGAAGCCGUCGGUGACAUCGAAGCUGGCAUCGCCGCUAUGGCUUGGUCACCCGAUGACGACGCUGUGGUCAUCGUUACCGCCGCUGCGCCUGUUCCUUCGGUCCUGCUCCUCAAUCGUGACUGGUUCCCAGUCGCAGAGCUGCCAUGGGACGCCCCACCGCCGGCCCGCCCUGCCGAUCCGGCACUUACCCUGGACAACCAGCCGCCGGACGGCCCCGAGUCCGAGAUCGAGUUUGGCGCCGCCGCUGGAGUGCGGAUCACGUGGCGGCCGGACGGUGCCUUCUUUGCUGUCAACGCCUGGGACGCUGCCGCCGGCAAGCGCCGCAUCAACGUCUACUCGCGCAGCGGCGAGCUCGUCCACGGCUCGGAUCCCUUUGCCGCCCUCGGCGUCGCCAUGGCCUGGAAGCCAUCGGGCGCGGUCUUUGCAACCUCGCAGCGCCUUCCCGAGGGCAACGCCGUCGUCUUUUUCGAGUCGAACGCGCUGCGGCAUGGCCAGUUUACCCUCGCGCCUGCCGACGCCGAACUCUCGGUCGCCGAUCUCAAGUGGGCGCCCGAUGGUGAGGUCCUUGCCGUCCUCCUCACCACCGCUGACGGCGCUCCGGCCAAGCUGCAACUCUGGGCCGCAUCCAACUACUGCUGGGCCCUCAAGGACGAGAUCAGGCUCGCGCCGGGCUCCGAUCCGCUACUCCACUUUGAGUGGGAUCCGCUCGGCAUCGAGUUGACCCUCUUCCUCGUCCAUGCUUCGGGUGCGUGCUACUCUCGCCGCUACUGCUGGGACACGGCACUCGGCUCGGGCCUCUUUGCCGACAACACCUUUCCAGUGGCCGUCGCCGCCGGGCAUAUGGUCAAGAUCACUUUUCUCGGGCUUGCUGUUGUCCCGCCGCCGUACGCCACUCUCGAACUGGCUGUCCCGCCCGAGUUCGGCCCGGCGCUCGGCUCGCCGGCCUUUGCGCCGGGCUCGCUGGCGCUGGCGGUCACCGGCCCAGCUCACGUUCUCAUCUAUGAGGCAGACGGCCGCGGCAGCUAUGCAGGAUCGCCGGCGGCGGCGGUGCCUCUCCCCGAGCCGCUCUCGCAGCUGCAGUGGCUCUCGCAGGACGCGCUCGUGGGCGUCGGCGCCGAUGGCGCGUCGCUGGUGGUGCUCGCCCGCGACGCUGGCGCGGCCUUUGACUCGCUUUCUCUCGCGGCGCGGGUCGCUGUCGAAGGCCUUGUCCUCCGGCUCGACGUCUCAGCACACACCGGGAUGGCCCUGAUCCAGCUUGCGGACGGGCGGCUGUUCCGGUACCAGGGUGUGGGCGGCCUCGCAGUUCCUCUGCAGGUUGCCGGCGGCCGGGUCUCGCUCCCGGCGCCGUGCGAGGAGAUGACCUCGAUGAAGUGGAACGGGCCGCAGGGCGCAACGACCGUUGUUAUUGCUCGCUCGGCGCUCAACAAGCUGUACAUCAACGGGGUGUGUGUCGCCGACACUGCGUCGUCGUUUGCGCUUCAUGCGCGCUUCCUCCUCUACACCACUAUUGCCGCCGAGCUGGUCUUUGUGCCGUGGACAACCGACGUGUCAAGCAGCGUCCUCGAGUCGCAGGUGACGGUACUCGAGUCGCGCCUGGUCGAGCGCGGCGCGCAGCUCGUCGGCGUGGUCGAGACUGGCGUCCGCGUCGUCCUGCAGAUGCCGCGUGGAAAUGUCGAGGUCAUCGAGCCACGGCCGUUGGUCAAGGCCCGCGUCGCCGCCCUCCUUGCGCGCAAGAACUAUGGUGCUGCGUUCACUAUCAUGCGCCGGCAGCGGCUUGACCUUAAUCUCCUGGUCGAGACCGACCUGGAGGCCUUUGUGACCGACGCGCCGCUUGUCGUCGACCAGCUGGGCAAGCCCGACUCGCUCAACCUAGUCCUCACCCGCCUCGCCGUCUCGACUGUCUCGCUCAAGGACGCUACCGCCGACGCCAACCUCCGCAUUGUGCCGCAGAUCAGCUCGGCUACUGACGCCGGCACCGCGCUGCGGGCCGCGCUGGCCAAGACCGAGAAGACCCGUGAUGUGGCAGCGCUCCGCGCCGACGACGGCACCGCCGCCGGCCACGCCCGUGUCAAUCGCGUCUGCGCCGCUCUCCGCACUGCCAUGCUCGCGCGGCCUGACGCGGCGGCGUGGGAGCUGGCCAUCCUCACCUCGCUCGCGGUCCAGGUCCCGCCGGCGCUCGAGGAGGCGCUCGUCCGGGUCCAGGACUUGCGCGCAGCGAUGCAGGCCGACGCUGUUGGUUCGCCGAGCGACGGCUCGCUCGUGCGUGUUGUUGUCGACGUCGGCGCCGGCGCGGCACCUGCGCCGCAUGCCAAGCCCACCAGUCUUGGUCCGGCGCAGGCGCUGGACUACCUGGUUUUUCUCGCCGACGCGGACGAGCUCUUCGACGUUGCGCUCGGCCUCUACGACUGGGACCUGGUCCGGCUUGUGGCCUCGCGGACCCAGAAGGAUCCGCGUGAGUACGCUCCGCUGCUGGAGUGCCUCGCCACGCUUCCGCCACCGUUUGCCCACCAUGUUGUCGACACCUAUCUCGGGCGGAUCGACAAGGCUCUGGCAGCGCUGGUGCAAGUCGGCGACGGCGAGGUCUCGCGGGCGGCCGUGCGUCAGCUCGCCACAUACUUUGCCGCGGGCGAGUUCCUUGACCUGGCGAAUGGCGAGUCAACCCACGUCUCGCUCGCCGAGCUGCACGACCUCUACCUCCGCGUUGUGGCCGAGGCCAAGGCGCACGCGGUGGGACAAGCGAUUGCUGCAGAGGCAAACGUACCAAUCCUUGCGGCCCGGGUUGCUGUUGCGCACGCGCACGCACUGGUAGCCCGCGGCAAGGUUGCCGAGGGUGGUGCGCUCCUGGCUGCGGCGGGUGAGCACGCCGCUGCUCGCGAGGCAUACCUGGCCGCAGGCGAGUGGCGGCUGGCAUUUGCGUCUGCGCACGCGCUCGGCUACGACGUCGACGCUCUGCUAGAGAUGGCGUACGAGGCAUCGGAGAAGCUAGCGGCGCGCGGCAAGGCUGCGGCUGCGGCUCAGAUCCUGGUCCGCUACGCCCGCGACGUCGAUGCAGCUGUCGAGGCUCUGCUCGCUGGCGACGAGUGGAUGGAUGCGGUGUGGACGGCGCGGCAGGCCGGGCGUGACGACCUUGUGGAGGCCGAUGUCCGCGACGGCGUCGUCGCGUCGGCUGCCGAGUGGCUGAGCACCAUUGAGGAGAAGCAUGCCAAGUGGCGGCGCGGCGUCGGCAAGCUGGCCGGCAUGUUCGAGCGCCGCGCCGCCGCUGGCGGCUACCAUCGGCCGUCACACGCUGGAAACGAGAGUGAGGCGUCGGCCGCCGACGACGCGUUCUCGGACACGUCGUCGGUCGUCUCGGGCUUUACCACGUCGACGGCGUCGUCGUCGGGCGCGUCGGCGCUCUCGUCGUCGGCGUCGGUCCGGUCGCAGGCGCGUCGGCGCCGCAAGGCCGCGGCCAAGCGAGCCAAGGCCGCGGCCAAGCGGUCCGGCGGUCUCUCUGGCGAAGCCUACGCAGUCGCCGGCCUCAAGCGGUCGGUUCCGUCGGCUGCUUUUACCUCCAAGGUCGGUGAGCUGGUCCGGGCCUGCCUCUACUUUGGCGAAAAUGCUGCUGGCGCCGCUCUCCAAGCCCGCUUCGAUGCCUACCUCAUCGACAUCGAGUACAUGUACGGCCUGCUCGACAUGGGCGCGGCCGCCAUCGCGCCGGCUCCCGCCGCGCCUGCCCCUACGGCAUCGGCGUCUCACCUCCCUCCCGGUUUUGAGCUGAACACCGUAACCCUUGCCGACGGCUCGCUCGCCUCGUUUACCAUGCGUCCAGUCCUCCAGCACGAAGAUGUGUCGUGGAAGGCGCGCUCGCUUGCUGCGCCGUAGCCCACAAAAGACAACGCCGCCCACAUCUGGUGUGCCCGCGCACUCGCGCGCUUGCGCGCUCGCGCGCUCGCGGCUUUUGCAUCAACGAACAAUAGAGUCAAUGACAGAAGGGA